Molecule: messenger RNA, 5546 nt
Organism: Oncorhynchus kisutch (coho salmon)
Lineage: Eukaryota; Metazoa; Chordata; Actinopteri; Salmoniformes; Salmonidae
Product: atypical kinase COQ8A, mitochondrial
Exons: 15
Coding region: 148-2055 (635 amino acids)
Biological process (GO): ubiquinone biosynthetic process
Source: RefSeq, a predicted model, not a curated record
CACUCUCACAAUCACGGUUUAGUGUAGGUAAACAGGGUUUACCUCAUGGUGGAAGACAAGACGCACUGUUUAGGCCUUUGGGGGACGAGGUAGCAUUGAAAAGACAACCAGACAUUCGCAAUUACUGGGGGUGUGAGGGAGACCAUCAUGGCUGGCGACAUGAUGUUGGUGAUGCGUGGCUUGACCAAGCUGAGCCAGGCCAUCAUGGAGACUCAGGCCAACACCCUGCGUAAUGGAGGAGCCCAGGCCAUGGCCCAGAGCAUGGGAGUAGCCAUGCAGAAGAUGCAGGAGUUUGGUGGGCAGCAGCAGCAGCAGAGUGCGUCUGAUGACUUCCCAGCAGACAUGGACAGCAAGUAUGACUUCUCUGGAGCAGAAGGAAGCAACAUGGACAGUGGGGAACACGCGGGGUCAGGGUUCCGGGAUGAGGGGGGCUUCUCAUCGGAGAGGACAGAGAGCGCAGACGGAGGGACCAGCGGGACAUACAAUGGCCAGGUCUCAGUCAAAUCCAAGCUCUUUGAUGGCUACAAGGACCCCAGCAGCCAGUUCUCAGGACAGAUCCGUUCCUACCGAUCCUAUAGCGUCUACCGCUCCUAUCACCAGGACCGCUCGGGGGUUGGGGGCCUCACGGCCGAGGACAUGGAGAAGGCCAGGGAGGCCAAGAGGAACGAGAAACCACACAAACAAAUGCUCAGUGAGAGGGCACGAGAGAGAAAGGUACCCGUGACACGGUUAGGGAGACUGGCCAAUUUUGGAGGUCUUGCUGUAGGGCUGGGCUUUGGAGCGCUGGCUGAGGUAGCCAAGAAGAGUAUGAGGCCAAGUGAGGAAAACGCUGACAAGAAGGCCGUUCUGGACUCCAGUCCGUUCCUAUCAGAGGCUAACGCAGAGCGGAUCGUCAGGACGCUGUGCAAGGUCCGCGGAGCCGCACUCAAACUGGGCCAGAUGCUCAGCAUUCAAGAUGAUGCCUUCAUCAACCCCCAGCUGGCCAAGAUCUUUGAGCGUGUGAGACAGAGUGCAGACUUCAUGCCCAUCAAACAGAUGACGAAGUCCAUCAACAACGACCUGGGCCCUAACUGGAGGGACAAGCUGGAGUCGUUUGAGGAGCGGCCGUUUGCUGCGGCCUCCAUUGGACAGGUCCAUCUGGCUAAAAUGAAGAACGGCAAGGAGGUGGCCAUGAAGAUCCAGUACCCCGGAGUGGCUAAGAGCAUCGACAGUGACGUCAACAACCUGAUGACCCUCCUCACCAUGAGCAAUGCGCUGCCUGAAGGUCUCUUCCCUGAGCAUUUGAUUGAGGUGAUGAGCAGAGAGCUGGCGCUGGAAUGUGAUUACAUAAGAGAGGCCAAAUGUGCCAAGAAAUUCAAGGAGCUGCUGAAAGACCACCCGUUCUUCUACGUGCCAGAUGUAAUAGAUGAGCUGAGCAGCAACGCCGUCCUCACCACAGAGCUGGUCCCAGGCUUCCCUCUGGACCAGGCUGAACAACUCUCCCAGGAACUCAAGAACGAGAUCUGUGAGAAUAUCCUGAAGCUGUGUUUGAGGGAGCUGUUUGAGUUCAGAUACAUGCAGACUGACCCCAACUGGUCCAACUUCUUCUACGACCCGCAGACACACAGGGUUGCGUUGUUAGAUUUCGGCGCAACGAGAGGAUUUAGUGAAGACUUCACUGACAUCUACAUUGAGCUCAUCAAGUCCGCAGCAGAGGGAGACAGAGAGGGGGUUCUGAAGAGAUCAAGAGACAUGAAGUUCCUCACAGGUUAUGAGUCAAAGUCCAUGGAGAACGCCCAUGUGGAUGCGGUGAUGAUCCUGGGCGAGGCCUUCGCCUCCACGGAGCCCUUUAACUUUGGGGCCCAGAGCACCACGGAGCGCAUCCACAACCUGAUCCCCGUGAUGCUGAAGCAGCGCCUCACCCCGCCCCCCGAGGAGACCUACUCCCUCCACCGCAAGAUGGGCGGCUCCUUCCUCAUCUGCUCCCGCCUCGACGCCAAGCUCAGCUGCAAGAACAUGUUCCAGGAGGCCUAUAACAACUACUGGAGGGACCGCCCCAACCGACCAAGCCAGUGAAGGACACUGCAGAGGGCCAAUCGCAGGGUAACGGCACCAGAGGGUGUGGACUAUAAGGGAGGGAUGUUGAACCAGCCUAGCCAGACUUGCUCUGCUGUAAAUUGAAUGUAUAUUAAUGGCACUUUUCCUCGUCCCUCCCCCGAACAAGAAUCUGUAUUUUUUUGUUGUUAUUCGGAGUAUAUUAACAUAUUCACAAGACGUAUGAGAUGGUUGUUUGUAUAGGUUGAGUUAACUGGGAUGAAUGCUAUGAUGUGUGUCUCGAGCGAGAAUUGUAAAGCGAUUGUGAAAUCAAGACAUUUGGUUUCUUUUGACACUAUCUAAUGGGCAUAAAACACAAGGUAAUGUAUUGAAGAACAGUGACCUACUUACUGUUGAUCACCUAUAUUUUCCAGAAUGUGGAAGUAGUGCUAGUGUCCUAUGAGGACAAAACAAAUGCACAAAUAAUGCAUAGACGUGUGAAAGGGAGUUUACGUCACACUUAUGCAUAGUGCACACACGUUACCAGGGUACAGACCAAUUCCUGUUGAGGGAGACGAUUUGAGGACAAUCUCCUAUUUAGCCUGUCCUUAUAAGAAACGCAUUACAUUUCGGGCCACCUGAAAUAUCAUGGUAGAUUGAACAAUGAGAUGGCACUGUCAAGACAUCAGUUGUUUCUGAGAGUUGGAUGUGAUUGAUGGAUGGAUCAUGGGAGAUGGGUUUACUUCCAGUGCCAGAGGAAAUAAGAACAUGUUCUCAUUGACUGAUCUACUUUACUCUGGACCUGUAGCACAAAAAUUGAGUGUUUUAGCACCAGUGUUGUUCGUGUGUCCUGGUGGGCCUGUGACAUGUUGAGUAGGUUUUCCUUUAUCAUCGGGCGGGGGGGGUGACAACUGCAGGGUUUGUAUCAGUUUAGAAAACACUAACUACUGUUUUGCCAUUUACUUUGUGGUGGAAAGACAGUUGAGGCAAGAUGAAAGUGAUCCUAAAUCACUUAGGCACAUUUGCAUUUAUUCACACUAAGUUUUUCUAGGAUAUUUAGAAAUAAAUAACGCUUUGUCUCUUUAUAUUGAUAUCAGAAGUUUGAAAAACAUGGUUUUUACAUUUUCUAAUCAAUGGCAUUCUUAAUACAAGGGUUGUGAUUAAAUAUUUGAUUCAACACUUUUGCUUUUUUAUGAAAAUAAGAACUAUGAACAACUUACAUUUUAUUUAGCUUUAAGUCCAUCUACAGAGACAAAUUCCUCAUGAAACACGAAUGAAUGAUGCAUUGGGAAAGUAUUCAUCCACUUGACUUUUAAAUGGAGUAAAUAAAACAUUUCAAUCUGCACAAAAUAUCCCAUAAUGACAAUGCGAAAACAUUUUUGCAAAUGUAUUAAAAAUAAAAAACAUGAUUUACAUAAGUAUUCAGACCCAUUGCCAUGAGACUUGAAAUUGAGCUCUGGUGCAUCCUGUUUCCAUUGAUCAUCCUUGAUGUUUCUACAACUUGGAGUCCACCUGUGGUAAAUGUAAUUGAUUGGACACGAUUUGGAAAGGCACCUGUCUAUAUAAAAAGGUCCCACAGUUGACAGUGCUUGACAAAAAGCCAAGACAAUGAGGUCAAAAUAAUUCUCUGUAGCGCUCUGAGGCAGAAUUGUGUCACGGCACAGAUCUGGGGAUGGGUAUCGAAAAAUGUCUGCAGCACUAACGGCCCCCAAGAACACAGUGGUCUCCAACACUCAUAAAUGGAAGACGUUUGGAACCACCAAAACCCUAGAGCCGCCCGGCCAAACUGAGCAAUCAGGAGAGAAGGGCCUUGGUCAGGGAGGUGACCAAGAACCCGAUUUUUCACUGACAGAGCUCCAGAGUUUCUCUGUGGAGAUGGUUGUCCUUCUGGAAGGUUUUCCAUCUCUGCAGCACUCCACCAAUCAGGCCUUUAUGGUAGAGUGGCCAGAUGGAAGCCACUCCUCAGUAAAAGGCAGCCCACAUGAGAGCCUGCUUGAGGUUUGCCAAAAGGCACCUAAAGGACUCUGACCAUAAAGAAACAAGAUUCUCUGGUCUGUAGAAACCAAGAGUGAACACUUUGGCCUGAAUGCUAAGCAUCACAUCUGGAAGAAACCUGGCACCAUCCCUAAAGUGAAGCAUGGUGGUGGCAGCAUCAUGCUGUGGGGAUGUUUUUCAGUGGCAGGGACUGGGAGACCAGUCAGGAUCGAGGGAAAGAUGAACAGAGCAAAGUACAGAGAGAUCCUUGAUGAAAACCUGCUCCAGAGUGCUCAGGGCCUGACUGUGGCAAAGGUUUACCUUCCAAAAGGACAACAACUCUAAGAGCACAGCCAAGACAACACAGGAGUGGCUUUGGGACAAGUCUCUGAAUGUCCUGAGUGGCCCAGCCAGAGCCCGGACUUGAAUCCGAUCUAACAUCUCUGGAAAGACCUGAAAAUAGCUGUGCCGCAACGUUCCCCAUCCAACCAGAGAGUGAGGAUCUGCAGAGAAGAAUGGGAGAAACUCCCCAAAUACAGGUGUGCCAAGCUUGUGGCGUCAUACCCAAAAAGACUUGGCUGUAAUUGCUGCCAAAGGUGCUUCAACAAAGUACUGAGGAAAGGGUCUGAGUACUUAUGUAAAUGUGAUAUAAUCCGUUAUUUAAUAAACAUUUAGCUUUGUCAUUAUGGGGUAUUGUGUAGAUUAAUCCAUUUUAGAAUAAGGCUGUAACGUAACAAAAUGUGGAAAAAGUCAAGGGAUCUGAAUAUACUGUUUAUCACAGUUUGGGGAAAAAAACAGAUCAAUGUCAUUCUUACAAAGUUAUUUGAUGUAACACUUUCUUACUUGUUCUGAAUUAUUUUCAUAGAUUAGGACAUCUGUAAGCAAAAUAAAUAAUUUAAUGAUACUGUAGUUACAACUUUUCAAUCUCUUAUGAUUGAGUAGUGACAUAGACAAGCAUUUUUUUAAAGUACAUCCAACAACAUUAAGUGCUUCUAAUACCAAAAUAAGGAAAAGCUGAAAUUCACACGAGGCAUCCCACAUGAUUGGUAGUGUUAAGAGGGCAUGCUUGGAGGUCAGCCACUGCAAAGAUUCCCUUACACCAGCUGUUCUACAGUGAGACAUCUAAUUUAGUCCUGCUUGAGUAUCAACAGUCAUUCAUUUGGUUGACUACACAGAUUGACAUGCUUUAUUCUGAACUAGAAUGAAUUACCAACGCCUUGAAUGGUAGAAUGAGGUUUUUAAAUCAUGUUUGCGUGUUAAACUUCAGACACUACUUUGUUGCCACCAGGGGGCACUUAACGUUUGUAAGUAGUGCUGCUGUAUUUCUGUAAGGCCUUGUGUAUGAGAGUCACUGCUUUAUCAUUUGUUUCACAACGCAGAAGUCCCAUAGAGUCAUGGAAGAGAACAUUAACUUCCUCCACUAUGUUUAUGUAGUGAGAUGCAGAUCUCUGGCUUGUGACAAAGCAGUGAUCAAAAGUAUGGUGCAUCACCACUAGAAUGACAUCUUUGUUACCUGUUGAGAGACACAAUUAAAUCUUUAGUACUUCCACAUAAAAAUA